Pieris rapae (cabbage white) is the source of this 3903-nucleotide messenger RNA. RefSeq lists its product as uncharacterized. Lineage: Eukaryota; Metazoa; Arthropoda; Insecta; Lepidoptera; Pieridae. The record is from RefSeq and is a predicted model, not a curated record. The transcript is spliced from 7 exons. Bases 133 to 2001 code for a protein of 622 amino acids. Gene Ontology annotation, molecular function: phosphatase activity. Gene Ontology annotation, biological process: dephosphorylation.
UAAAACUUAUUUAAUAUAAGAAAACAUAAAUUAAAAUGUAGCUUAUUAAAUCUACUAAAUACUUCUUAACAAAUAGUUCUAUGUAUAGUAAAACUGAUAAUUUUAUUUAUCUAAGACUUCCAAGGGGAGAAGAUGAAGUUUUCAUUUCAACACCGCGCUUUUUACUGCUACAUUGGGAUGAGCAUUUGGAUUUUCUUUCUGAUUACCGUUGUAUACAAAUACAUAACAGUAAAUGAUGAACCUGUAGCUGUAAAGUUAGAGCACAAUGAAUAUUUAUUUAAAAUUGAUACCAAAUAUAGAAGGAUUUUCCAUAGGGCAUGUAAUCCCCCUGAAGAUAUUGUGAGGGGUUCAGAAGGUCUGGUAGAAAGUGAUUCAUGGUUAUUACAAGGAGUUCUUGUUAUAACUAGGCACGGGGAUAGAGGCCCACUCACUCAUCUUAAGGGAGGUGACAAGUUACCAUGUGAUAAUGUGCCAGUUUCAGCAUUGCUACGAAGUUAUGAAGAGUUUGUACUCAACGCAAGUUCAUCAGGCCGUGCUUGGUGGGUAGCUGGUCCUGGACCCUUUCAUAACUUCCCGUCAUUACCUCGUACUGCCACAACUCACUGUGCCCUUGGACAACUGACACCAAAGGGACUCUUGCAAAUGAUUACUGUGGGUAAUAUUUUACGCGAGGCAUAUGGUGAAAAGCUUAGUAUGGACAACAUGGAGUUAUCUGGAAAGAAAGAUGCAGGCGGUAUAGCGUAUAGUACGCGCUAUCGACGCACAUUUCAGUCUCUUCAGGCGUUAUCUUGGGGAGGGACGAGGGUUGCUGCAGCAGCCCGUGAGGCCCACAGUGUCGCCUUCUGCUUCAGGCACUGUGCCUGCAAUGCUCAUCAUACACUUGCCAAAAAAAUAAGCAUGCAAGCAAAAACCAGACUAGAAUCUCAUCCAACGAUUAAGGAACUAAUUAAAAAGCUAUCGAAAGUAUUAUUUGAAUCUCAAGAGUAUACAGAUGCCGAUGUCGUGCGUGACGCACUAUUAGCUUACAUGUGCCACGACGCACCUCUACCCUGCUCGCAAACAAACAAAAAACUAAAUAUUGACAAACAAAGGAAAUUUCGCUCGGAAAUACUGAGGAAUCUUCUAGAAGUUGACAUUGAUACACUGAACAUGGAGUUGGAUUAUAUUAAUAAUCAACUAGACUUCAACAACGAAAUCGGAAGAAAAGCGCGGGACAUAAUCAAACCAUUUGACAGGAAUAAGCAACCGCUAGACUUUGACGCCCAAAUGGAGAGAGAAAAAUUGCUCUACUACCAACAACGCUAUCUGGAUACAGAUUAUGACGACGUGGUCAUUGUCAAAAAGAAUUUAGACGCAGAUUUCAAUUUCCCGAACGAGCAAGAUUUUGAUGAAGACUAUAGAGAAGCAACGGAUUCGACUGAACAAUUUUGCGUCAGAAAGGAACAUAUAAUAUCGAUUUUCGCGUAUUUGGAGUGGAGUUACCGUCAAGACGUUAAAGACGUUAAUAACAGACGAAGGAGUUUGCUAAUUGCAUAUGGUUUAAUCCAUAACAUAGUGCAGAAUAUGAUUCGAAUGAUCUCAGAGAAUAAGCCAAAAUUUGUCGUUUACUCCGGUCAUGAUAAGACACUGCAAGCGAUGAUUCUUGCGUUAGGACUGAAUAACUAUCAGCAUUACAACAUACAAUAUGCCAGUCGGAUGAUCUUCGAAGUUUACAGGAGGAAGGAUUUGAUGGACGAAUUUAAAUUUACUAAAAGGAAAGCUGUCGCCCAGGAUUUUUACUUCCGCGUGGUGUAUAAUGGAGAAGAUGUUACAGAUGAAAUCGGGUUCUGCAGAAGUACAAUAGCAAUGAAGGUUGUGGACCCAAUUGAUGGUAAGAGAACGUAUAAUACAUAUCUGUGUCCAAUUGAAAGUAUUGUUAGGUUUAUACACGAUGAUUAUUUCGCUGGUUUUAAUGUUAGUAAUUAUAAGGAUGCGUGUGCUACGUAUGGGAAGCGUGUUUAGCAAGCGCAAAGUAUAUAAUAGUCAUUUUAUAUAUUAGGGUUUUAAAGCAUUUAAUUAUACAUAGCUACACGGAGGAAUCAUUGAAUUAGGUUAAAAAUUUGUCGAACCUCUGACAUUUUUGACAGCACCCAAGAAUUGAUUUUAGUACAGUGACGAGUUUGAAGUUUUCAUAAAUUCAAUCUGCAGAAAGAGCAUAUCAGUUACUUAUAUAUUUCUUAUAUGCAUCAAAUUUCUUUACUAAAAAGUGUAAAUUUCAUAUUUUAUAACAAAGAAUUAUCGUCUAAUUGUCCACUAUGUGGAAGUAGCAUGGUUUGUUUCGGAAACACUUCAGUUCUUCGAGAAAAGUGCGUACCAAUUCUUAAAAGGCCGGCAACGCACUCGCGAGCCCUCCGGCAUUGAGAGUGUCUGUAGUUUGUCUGAAUGUAAGUCCCUGUUCUAGAAUUUUUUAGAAACAGCGUUGUCUAGAUUAAGAAAAGACCUCUCUUUCCGCACAGACUAUCAUCAUGUUAUUCAUAAAAGCUAUGUUGGUCCUGGACUGUAUAAACUCAAUUGUCUCUUUCCGACAUAUUGUGUUUACGCUGUUAUGAAAAGAGACAGAACAGUGAUAUUAUUACGAUAUAAUGCCAUCGUGGAGUAAGAUUAGUUUAUGGUUAUUUAACCGUAUUUACCUAAUUAACCUAUUCCAAUUUUAUUCUUAGAUUUUACCUAAAUGUACAAUUGCUAAAAAUAGUGUACAUAUCACUUAGUACUUAAUGUUAGGAAUUUAAGACUGAUUUUGUUUAACAAUUUACUUAUAAGUUUAGCUACAUUGUGAUAGUACAUAUUUAAUUUAUUUUUAUUAGCACUACAUAAAAACGAAUUCCCGUUUUGACUACAAAAUAGAAUAGAAAAUAGGUUUUUCUCAUUAAUAAGUUAUUUUGCGUGUGAAAUUUAAAACUGAAAAGUAUCCAACAAGAACGAAUGACUACGCCCUUAUAAUAUAAAAUGUACACUACAUGCCAUAUAAUGUAACAUUAAACAUUCGUAUUGUAACAGUAUGACAUUUGUACCACACAUUGACACAUGUAAUCGCACAAAAUGACAAUUUCCAACGAUUGUAAACCUAUCAUUUUGACAUCUCAGAAUAAAAAUCUAUUUGUAGAGCAAUAGCCAUAGAGCAUGUCAAAAUCAUUUGUGUAUAAAAAAAACUCGGAUGUUUUGAGGAGUUGAGGACCAACAGUUUAAACUCGCUUCGUUAUCAAAAAUGAUUGCAAAUCUUUUGUCUGACUUUAAGAUUCAACUAUUAAAGAAAUUCGAAGUUGAUUUAUUUUUCAAAAUGAUAAACAUGUCUCUGUAUUUUAUUUUACAAACAAAACUGAACAUUAAUAAAAAAACAAUUGAUUUACUGUAAAAGACGGGAUUUCAGUCGAUAACGAACAUUUGUGAAAUGACUAGGUUCACAGACGUGAGUUGGAGAUUUUGACAGAUAGGAGUCAUAAAUGGUAAGAUUCAGAAACGAGAUUUAGUUCUAAAUGUGCCAUAUGUAAAAAACUAAUUACAUUUUCAUAACCUCGUUUCUGAAUUUUAGAUCUGUCUGUCUCAGUAUCAUAUAAGAUCUCAAAGUAACAUGAAUUUACAAUAUGAGAUUUGCACCAGUAUUAUGAUAGAUUUAUGAGGAAUAUGUGGAAUUUUAUACUAAUAUAAUUUUAUUUAUUUUAAUGGACGAAUGAUCUCAUUAAUAACAUUCCAUGUUAAAAAAAAAGUUUGGUAAUAUUGACAUAACACUGAUAUAGAAUGAUUGUAAUACAAAGUAGUACCCUAAUUGUAUUAUUUUUUUAAUUUAUUACCAGCAGGUGAAGUUAACAUAUCAAUAAGUUAUUAUUGUUCUUUAAUAUAUAAUUAAAAUGUAAAUGUUCAAUAAAA